This is a messenger RNA of Lampris incognitus (smalleye Pacific opah), 2495 nucleotides long. RefSeq lists its product as uncharacterized. Bases 90 to 1658 code for a protein of 522 amino acids. Lineage: Eukaryota; Metazoa; Chordata; Actinopteri; Lampriformes; Lampridae. The transcript has 3 exons. The record is from RefSeq and is a predicted model, not a curated record.
AGUUGGCUUUUAGCCGAGCAAAGCCAGGGAAGCGAACCCACCACGCAAAUCCACCAAGUCCAAGCAAGCAAACAAAUAUAAAAGAUGCCAUGACAGUGGGAGGCAACCGCCGUGUGCCACAAGGCAAGAUCGACAAGAUCAUCAUUAGGCCAAUAUGUGAGGGCCUUCAUACAUUUAGUUUGGUUGAACAACCUGCAUUCAAAGAACUUUUGACAACGCUAAAUCCACAAUGCAAGGUCAUUUCCAGGCCCACUGUCCGGACAAGAUUAGAGGCAUCUGCCAUUCAGAUGAAGAAGAAUGUCAUGUCCCAUCUCAGUAAAGUGAGCUACGUUGCCACCACUACAGAUUGUUGGACUGCACACCAGCAAAGUUUUAUUGGGGUGACGGGUCAUUUGGUGGAUGAAGAAACCUUUGAGAGGAGAUCAGCUGUGCUUGCAUGUAAGAGGUUAAGAGGGUCCCACACCUUUGAUGUCCUUGCAGGGGCACUUGACGACAUACACUGUCAGUAUAGAAUUAGGGGCAAAGUGGUGAGAACCACAACAGAUAGUGGCUCAAACUUCGUUAAAGCUUUUAGUGUCUUCGGAGAACAGAGCCAGUCUGAGGAUGCAGAAUCAGAUGCUGAGUCGGACAGAGAUUCAAUUGAUGAUGAGCCCACAGCCAACUACCUGGACACAUUCAGCAUCCUGGAGCAAGAUAAUGGCCUGGAGUACCAACUUCCUACACACCAAAGGUGUGCAUGCCAUCUUCUCAACUUAGUUGCCACAACAGAUGCUGAGAUAGCAGAAAAGAAGAUGGACACAUACAAGAGACUAUCACGUGCAGCCUUUGGGAAAUGUCAAGCCAUGUGGAACAAUAUGGGUCAUUCAUACAUGGCAGCAGAAGUUGUGGAAGAUCACUGCCGACUCCAGCUCAUCCGACCAAAUCAAACAAGGUGGAAUUCAACAUUCAUGGCUGUGGAGAGAAUCAUACGGAUCAUACAAGAGAAAGGGGAGGAGGCAAUCAGGAAUAUUUGUGAAGAAUUCAAAUUGAAAACGCUGACUCAAGCAGAAAUUGCUUUCCUGACUGAUUACUGCUCGGUGAUGAAACCUCUGGUAAAGGCCUUGAACAUACUUCAGUCAGAGACCAACACACACUUAGGGUGGCUUCUCCCAGUGAUAUGUCAGCUACAAGCAAAACUCAAAAGGCAGGAGACCUCAUCCAAGAUGUGUCUACCACUCAUCAAAGCCAUUCAGGAUGGUGUCCAAAAGCGUUUUGGUGAGAUGAUGAUGGACCCAGAACUGAUUGCGGCAGCAAUACUUCUACCGAAGUUCAAGACCACCUGGACAGAGAGGCCUGAUGUCAUAGAAACAGGUCUGGCUUAUGUCAGACAACACCUUGACCAGAUGGCAGAGGUGGAAGUGGAGCAAGUUGGACAACAUUCCUCAGAUGAAGAUGAUUUCUUCUCCUCAAUGAAGUCCAGAAGGUCAGAAGGUACAGGGGAGUUGGAAGGGUACCUAGCCUGUAUCCCAAACGAUAUGGAUCUGCUAAACUCCUUUCCAAAUUUAAAAAAACUCUCUGAAACUCAACACUGGCCUGCCUGCUUCAGCUGCCUGCGAGCGGCUUUUCAGUUGUGCUGGAUUACUGUUCACUGCAAAGCGAGCAAGGAUGAGCUCAACUAACUUUGAAAAUCAGCUGCUGCUUAAACUGAACAAGAAGUUUGUAGACUAGGUUAUAGGUGAUUUAGGGUGUCACAAAACUAGUGGCCUUGAUUUGCAAUAUUCCUCUCUGGAAUAUUGCUGCUCUUUUAUGUUAGUUCCUUUAAUUUUGUAAUACUUGUGAGCGUCAUCAUGUGGACAUUACUUUGUAGUUUGUACCUCUCUGAGAGAGACAGAGAGAGAAAGUAGGUGUGCACAAGCCUGUUUAAUGUUUUUUACCACUAAAUGGAUGAGCUCAAUUAACUUUGAAAAUCAGCAGCUGCUUAAACUGAACUGAAGAAGUUUGUAGACUAGGUUACAGGUGAUUCAGGGUGUCACAAAACUAGCUGCCUUGAUUUGCAGUAUAACAGCUGUUGCUGUUGGUGUUGACAUGUAUGUUGUUGUAAUUACACUUACAUUUGUGUAGGUAUUCUUUGUUGUUAUCGCACUUACACACACAUGCCCUCUAUAGCGCUCUUGCAGCUGUGGAGAUGGCAUUAACACAUUCUCAUUCUCUGACGGUUAACAAACACACACACACACACACGCAAGCAUGUCUCCUCUGGAAUAUUGCUGCUCCUUUAUGUCAGUUUGACUUUGUAGCAACACUCAUGAGCGUCAUCAUGUGGGCAUUACUUUGUACUUUUUACCUGUGUGUGAGAGAGAGAGAGGGUGAGAGGGAGAGUGUGUGCGUGUGAGAGAGAGAGUGAGAGAGAGAAAACGUGAGAGUAAGCAUGUUUAAUGUUGUACCACUAAAUGGAUGAGCUCAACUAACUUUAAGAUGCUACUUAAACUGAACAAAAAGUUCAGUUGUUGUGAAGU